Molecule: messenger RNA, 1113 nt
Organism: Microdochium trichocladiopsis
Lineage: Eukaryota; Fungi; Ascomycota; Sordariomycetes; Xylariales; Microdochiaceae
Exons: 1
Coding region: 105-977 (290 amino acids)
Source: RefSeq, a predicted model, not a curated record
UUUUUUCGGGCAGAAAACCAAGCAGCGCGGCGGGAGGGACGCAACAACGAUCGGGAGGGGUUGUUCAUUUUCCUGGCUUUCUUCCCUUUUCGCUGGGAAGCAGGAUGGGACGCGGGGUGGAGCCCUCGUUUAUCUCUGUUUUGUCUUUGUUUCCUCUGGAGGAGGAGGAAGGGAUGGAGAUUCCCGUUGUUGUCGCAGGGCGAGGAACGAACCCACGAUGCAUGGUGCGCUGGAGGCGUUCUCUGGAAGGGUCGGGAGAGCUGUGGCUCCCCCUUUUGUCUUGUACGGCAGAGCGGAGGCUGCUGGACCUGUCCAGGCGAGAUCACGAGUGUGAGCAAGCUCUUGCUGUGUUGGACCGGUGUCUGGUCGCGACGGCGGAAUACUUCUGGGGUGCGGACCCCGAAGACGAGGGGAGCGAGAGGUACGAGGUGGAGAUCCCGGAGGUGCAGCGGUUACUAUCGCUGGGACUGGCGAGCUGGUGUGAGCAGUACGAUGUUCCCUUGCUGGGCAAGGUGCCUGGAGGGGAGAAGAAGGUAGGUGAGACCCCCGUGCGGAGCGUGGAUGAUCGGUUGGACGUGCUGGGGGCUGUCCACGACGCGAUUCUUGGUGCUGAUCACUUGGAGGAGCGGCCAGCUGCGGUGGUGCAGCGCUUGCGAGAAGAGUCUCCGGUGGAGAUGUCUAGUACCUGCCAGUGGUGCCUGGUGUAUGGAUCUCGAGUAGGGGCGACGGAGGCGUUGCUUCAUAUGCUAGAGGAGCAGUGGAGUGAGCGGGAUCGGUCUCUCGUUGCCUUGAACGCGGCCUUGCUCGCUCUGGAGCGCGUGUACUUCUCCCUCCGGCGGACGGGUAGGGCGGACUUCCAUGUGGGCCGCAUCCUCUCUCUUGUCCAGAGGGUUCUGGUUCGCGAGGGACGGGCUUGUUUGGUUCUCUGCCGACUUGGGUCGGAUCAUGCCUGGAGUACUCGGCGUGUCAUGCAGUAGACGGGAGCCGCGGUGGUGUGCGACCAUGGGCCUCAUCGGAGUGGGGACGAUGUGCACCUGUCAGAUUAUUCUUGGCCCGGAGACAAGCAGAAAGUAGAACAACAUGACAAAUGAAUAGAAUGAAUGAACAAAUGAA